This is a messenger RNA of Helicoverpa zea (corn earworm), 818 nucleotides long. RefSeq lists its product as uncharacterized. Bases 101 to 808 code for a protein of 235 amino acids. Gene Ontology annotation, molecular function: N-acetyltransferase activity. NCBI's taxonomy places the organism in Eukaryota, Metazoa, Arthropoda, Insecta, Lepidoptera, Noctuidae. The record is from RefSeq and is a predicted model, not a curated record. The transcript has 4 exons.
CCGUUUUAGUGAUAGUCUCAUUAUGUCAUUACAAGUUAUACAACAUAAGUCAUACAUUUCAUUGAGCAAUAAAAAAAUUAAGUAAUUGUACAUAAUCAGUAUGUCAUCUCUUAAAGUAUGGUCAAAAUUCUCAGUCGUUACCAAGGAAGGUACAACCAUUAAAUUACGUAUAGUAGAUAUGCCUGAAUAUCUUUAUGAAAAAGUGGUCCAGUGUUAUAUUGAUUAUUUUGUGAAAGCGGAAUCUACGAUCAAAGCUGCUGGAAUUCCAAAUAAUGAAGAAGCAAUUAACGAAAUACAUGGACCUUUAUUAAGAUCUGUAGAAUAUGAUGAUGAGGGAUAUCACAUAGUGAUCUGUUGUUUGGAUAAUGAUGAUAACCCAAUUAGAGAAAUCAUGGGAGCGUCUAUGAUGGCUCUGACAAUAAGGGGAGAAGAACCAAAGUAUAACUUCAAGACGAAAGAAAUGACGAAACUGUUCGAGAUCGUGUAUGGUUUAGAGAGUUAUUACGAUGAAGUGAAGGCUUUCGAUCUUGAACGCAGCUUCGGAGAUAGAGGACUAUUUGUAUGUCCAAGUUACACCGGUCUGGGAAUUGCAAGAGAGUUACUUAAAGUCAGGCGUAUGAUAUGCAAAGAACAGGGAAUACCCAUUAACGCAGCCUGGAUGACGUCAUACGGUACUCAGAAGGCUGCGGAGCGCGAUGGUUGGGAGACGGUGUGCGAGAUCCCCUAUGAAGAGUUGGAGAAACAAUACGGAGUCAAAUAUGAUGCUGAUGCUAAGAGUACGAAGUUUAUGAUUGCUAGAAUAAAGUAAAUGUUAUGCC